Synchiropus splendidus (mandarinfish) is the source of this 5811-nucleotide messenger RNA. Its product is annotated as zinc finger protein 646. The record is from RefSeq and is a predicted model, not a curated record. Gene Ontology annotation, biological process: regulation of transcription by RNA polymerase II. Lineage: Eukaryota; Metazoa; Chordata; Actinopteri; Syngnathiformes; Callionymidae. Gene Ontology annotation, cellular component: nucleus. The transcript is spliced from 4 exons. Gene Ontology annotation, molecular function: RNA polymerase II transcription regulatory region sequence-specific DNA binding; DNA-binding transcription factor activity, RNA polymerase II-specific. Bases 311 to 4801 code for a protein of 1496 amino acids.
GGAAGCGUGUUGUCGGAGCGGCGGAGCAGCCAAAAGUGGGUUGUUGAUCAUCGGCCGAACAAUCAGCAUGUCUAAUCCGUGAAAGUGGCGCGCCUGCACCGUCCGGCUGUGCAGCCAUCACCCUCUGGGCACAGAGGCCGAUCGGAGGUACAUCCUCCUCGGCUGGUGUGGCCCAUCUUUCACCUUCUCAUGGUGGGCCUUAAUUUGACGGGCGGUUCUUCAGUAGAAAACAACCAAGGCACCCCCAUGACACCUCACCUCUCAGUUGUUGUGAACUGUGAUUCCCAGCCCAAGUCUCAGCCCGAGUACUAUGGCAAUGCAUGAUAUGAGUCGAGCAAAGGGAGUCCCCUGUAAACAGUGUGAUAUGGUCUGUCCAAGUACUCCAAGUCUACUAGAGCACAUGAAAGCACACUACCAGCAGGAAGACAGCGGAAGAUUCGAGUGCGAACAGUGUGGGCGGAUCUACAAGCACGCAGCCAGCCUUGCCAAUCACAAGAAAUCUCACGAGGUGGGUUCAUUCCAGUGUCCAGUUUGUACCCGCACACUUCCAAAUGCAGUCGCUCUGAAGAACCACCUACGUAUCCAUACUCUGUCCCCCAGUAGUGCCCACCCAGAGGAGGAGACUGAGGAAGUACCAGAAGAGGGCGCCACCGACGAGAGGGACUUCAGUCUCACGCAGGACCAUGCUGAGGGGUUCGGACGCCCUCAUUUGAAUAACAGCGUAUUACAAGACCAUCAGUCGGUUGACACUGCAAAGAAAAACUCCCAAGGAUCAGACGACUCGUGGGACAGACCUUUUAAGUGUGACCUGUGUGACCGAACCUACCGCCACCACGGUAGCCUGGUAAAUCACAAGAAGUGUCACCAGCAAGGGACUUUUAAGUGUUCUGUCUGUUCAAAACAGUUCAGCAACCUGGCGUCACUCAACAGCCACGAGAGAACCCACUCAAAGUUCAAGGCGCCUGGAGCCUCCAUGGUGAGCAGUGGUGGCGGCAACACACAGUCGGCUCCAGCAAACGACGCCACCUCAUGUUUCUGCCACCUCUGCCAAAUUGCACUGCCCAGCAAGGCGGAAUUCCAGGACCACAUCCUCCUUCACAACUCUGCAUCGCCUUCUCUGGGGCUUCCUCGCAGCUUCCCUGGCAUCAUGCCUCAUAAUCUGAGCACUGUUCGAUCUCCCACCUACACCCCAACCCUGGGUGACCCCCUGCCUCUCCCGCCAUUGUCCAGUGACAAGAGAGGUCCAUAUGACCCAAUCAUGGGCCCAGCUGUCAACAACCCCAUCUACACAUGCGCGUAUUGUGGGGCUGGGCACCCGGAUCUCGAGAGCUUGAAGGUCCACUACCUGACUCAUGACCCUCAUCCUGCAGCUCAUAGCCAAGAAAAUUCAAUCCUUAACUCGGACUCACUCAGCACUGGUUCCCAGGGUUCUGUGUCGUCCCCCUCUGGUGGGCGUGUACAGCAAACCAACUCUCCAGAUGACGGGGAGAGGCGCUUUAAGUGUGGAGAAUGUGGCAAAAGUUACAGGCACGCUGGCAGCCUGGUGAACCACAAACGCUGCCACCAGACAGGCCACUUCCAGUGCACCAUUUGCUGCAAGCAGUACCCACACCUUGCCGCACUGCACAGCCAUCUUCGUAGCCACAAGGGACGCCACGGCAACUCCUCAAUGAAUGAGAGUAAUGAUUGGCUCUCACCAGAACCUUUGACUAUGGACUCCCAGCAGAACUAUGUGCAAGAAGGCAAUGGUGCUGCAACACCCAUCUCUCUGCAAGGAAAUAUGGGCGACUCUCACUUUAGUCAAGAUGGAGGCCACAGCAGUGGGUUGGAUUCCCUUGAGUUCCAUGAUCGUUUCGACGGCAGCUCGCUUUCCCAGAGCAAUUCGGCUCAUCGGCAGGCUGACCGACACAUGUGUGCCGACUGUGGUGAGAUGUACUCUGACGUGUCUGGGAUAAAGUCCCACUUGUGCCCUCGCCGGGGGCAACAGCAGGGAAACAUGUCCAAUGGAUUCAUAGGAAACAUGAACUACCACGGCUCUGGCCCUUCCCCUCUUCCGGCAAGCAAUUCCAGCAGUCUGAAAGAGGGCACCAGCCCGCGGCAGUUUUCUCAGAGUGGAGCCAAGAGGAUGGGCAGCAGCAACGACAAGGAAGAGGAUGAUGGGGAGGUUUACCAGUGCUCUGUUUGUGGCAACCACUAUGCCAGCCUUCGAGCGCUCCGUAGCCAUCUGCGCAGUCAUGCCAAUAACCCCACCGCACCAGGACCCUCCAACCAGGGACAGGAGUGGCGGAUCAUCUGCUCGACAUGUGGACAGAGCUUCUCCAGGAAACAAGACCUUCUGAAUCACCAGUUGGUCCAUGGACCACAGAGACAGGAUGGCCAGCAGAGCAUCAGCGGUGCCUCGACGAACGGCAGUGAUAAGGUGGAUGGACGGAGCCACAUCUGCGUGGACUGCGGGAUGUUCUUUGCUGACCGUCACCACCUGGUCACUCACUUGUGUCCUGGCAAGAACCGAGCAGAAUCGGUGGGCAAACAGAACCUGAAUGGCUCCAAAGGCAUGUCCGCCGGAGACGGUGUCAUUGGGGGCAUUGGUGGAGGAAGCCGUGAUCUAAGUGGAGAUUCGCGGAGGCAAAUGGUGGACCAGAGUGACAAACCACACAAGUGUGACCAGUGUGGCCGAGGCUAUCGACACCCCUGCUCCCUCCUCAACCACAAGAAGUCCCACAAGACUGGUGUGUUCCGCUGCCUUGUAUGUCAGAAGCGUUACUACAACCUUCUGGCCCUCAAGAAUCACCAGAGGACCCACUUUGACCUGAAACGGCACAAAUGUGAAGAAUGUGGAAAAGCCUUCAAGAUCCAGAAACAACUGAUCAACCAUCUGCGGCUGCACGAGGAACACCGUGCCAAAGGUCUUGUCCGGACCGGCGCUAAUGGCGCACGCUUCCAGCAGCCCGGCCCGUCGCAAAUGCAAACCAUGAGGGGAGAGUCCUCAAAGGGUCCAAUGAUGGGCGUCAAGUACCAGCAAGGGUUCAAGAAACCCUACUCUUCUGCUGGCACAUCCAGACCGCAGAAGUUUGACCCGGCGGAAUCCGGCCGGCGACCCUUUGCCUGUGAGGAAUGUGGAAAGACGUACCGUCAUGCUGGCAGCCUGGCCAACCAUAAGAACCUGCACAAAAUAGGUGAGUACCACUGCAAUGUGUGCAACUCCACCUACCCCAACCGGCUGGCCAUGAAGAACCAUCUGCGGCUGCACUUUGCCCAAAAGAAGCACAACUGCCAAGAGUGCGGGAAGGGCUUCCGCACGCAGCGCCAGCUUGCCACUCACACCACAGCUGGCCUCUGCAAGGGGCCUCAGGGUCCCGGGGCCCAGAUGGACUUCGAGUGCGACGGUUGCUGUGAAGGCUUCGCGACAGCAGAUGAACUGGCCGGCCAUGACUGCCCUGCACAGCAUCUGCCGUCGUCCUCAACCACCAGCAGCUCCACCACCAUUAACAUGGAGCGGAGCUCAGUGGACCUGGACUCAGAUGAGCGUCCCUACGCCUGCGAUCUCUGCAGCUGUGCCUACAAACAUGCUAGCUCGCUCUUGAACCACAAACACACACACAAGACUGGAAACUUCCGCUGUAACUUCUGCGAUAAACCGUACACCAACUACAUGGCGCUGCGCAACCACAUGCGCAUCCACACGCAGCGUAAGAAGCACAUAUGCCACACCUGCGGCAAAGCCUUCCGCCUCGCCCGAUUCCUACGAAACCACCAGAAGGUGCACGAAGAGGGUGCCACACCCUUCGGCUGCCCCACCUGUGGGAAGAGCUUCCAGGGCAGGUCUGGCUUGGCCCGCCACCGCUGUGGGGAAAAUCAGGUGGGCAUGGAGGUGAGGAGAAAAACUCCAGUUGGUCCAGUAGAGGGCGAUGAGUGUCGGUACACGUGUGACCAGUGCGGUCGCUCCUAUCGCCACGCCAGCUCCCUUCUCAACCACAAGAACACACACACUGUCGGCAUCUACCACUGCGCCGUGUGCCUCAAGACCUACUCCAACCUGCUCGCCCUCAAGAACCACCGUCGGAUUCACUCAGAGACGCGGCGCCACAGGUGCCACGACUGCGGGAAGGCCUUCCGUGUGGCAUCACAGCUGUACAACCAUCGGCGGGUGCACCAGAAGCAGCAGGAGCUGACGUGCCGCUCCUGCCAGCGCUCGUUUCCCACACAAGCGAGCUUCAGACUUCACAUGGAAAUCAGCCACGGCGAGGCCCCGCAGCCCCGCCAGCCCAGAGACCUGCAGGCCCGGCCAGGGAGCUCCCACGAGCUGGGCUGGGGCUCAGGCUUGGACCUCACUUUGAUGCAGGAGCAGGGACUCCAGCCUGGAGAUUUGGUCAAAGGAGGGCGCGAGGCAGUGGUGAAGUCCCACGUGUGCGACCAGUGCGGCCGGACCUACCGCCACGCCAGCUCCCUGCUCAACCACAAGAACAGCCACAAGACCGGCACGUUCUUCUGCAGCACCUGUCAGAAGGAGUUCCCCAACCUGAUGUCCCUGAAGAACCACCGUCGCAUCCAUACAGAGCCGAAACGCUACCAGUGUCCCGAAUGUGGGAAGUCCUUCCGGGUCUCCACGCAGCUGAUCUGCCAUCGCCGCAUCCAUACCAAAGAGAAGCCCUUCACCUGCCCGCAGUGCGACAAGCGCUUCUCCUCGCGAUCCAACCUGCGUCACCACAUGAAGGUGCACUGGAGCGGCUCCGCCAGGCCCCCAGCAGUCAGUAUGGCUGGACCUACCUUUCUUAGCAUGUCAGGCGGACCUUUUGUAUGAGAGCAACAUCAGGAACAGGGCAGGACAGAGGCUAAACUACCCUGCUCACCCAUGAACCUGAGUCAAUAGAACUUUAACCGGUCAUGGAGUAAGCUACGAAAGUCAGGCGUAGACUUUGACAGCCACAUGAACUCGGCGCUUCUGCAGUGUUCCAGACCCAGGUUCUUGUGCGGGACCUGAUGAUGGCUGUGUCGCCUUCACUCACAUCAGUACUGUCGUGGCCUUCGCCAUGUCUGUUAUCUUUUAUUUAACUUUCACAGUGAGUGUGUGUCACACAUACAGACUCGGCUGCAGCUUCUUUCAAAGUUUACAUUUCAAACCUCGUCCCUCGAGACCUGAUGGACCUUAGUGACUCUCACAGACACUCGCACAACACAGUGUUCCUGAAAAUUGGAAAUGCUCGGGGUCGACAGCAAAAUGAUGUAUGAGAGUUCCGCCAGCGUGUUGUUCCACUUCAGACCUCCACCUGCCAGACAGCCAGGGCUCAGUGUCCGGCCUCCUGGUGCAGCUAGACUGACUGACUGCCGAGUGUGUACAUGUGAUCUGCCGCUCCUCAGAUGAUGUCAUCACAUGUAAAUGGUUUGGUCUGUAUCCUAUCCUCUUCCUGUUUUGGAAGAGAGCAAUCGUCCUCAUCCUAGAAAAGACUGUCGUCAUGGCGACGUGUAGGUGUGUUGAUGUCGCCCCCCCCCUCCACGUGACCCCCUGAUGGCGCGCCCGACCCCUCUGUCCCCCUCUAGUUACCUCUUCUAUUUAUUUAACGUUCUUCUCGUGACUUUGUCCAUAUCCGAGCGACUUUAUCGGCGUGCAGUGAUGUCACGUAGCAGUCAUGUGAUCUAGAACGUGUCGAGCUCUGACUCCGCCCCCUCUGCAUUUCAAGUAGCUUUUAGAGAAAAAAAGUGUAACAACAGUUUGUUUGCGUCCUGUAACGCUGCUCACUUUUAUAAACUCUGUUUUGAUAAUUUGUUUCUAAACUUGAUCAUUUAACCUGAAAAUAAACAGCUGAUGCUCCA